AACUAAUAAUGUUGCGAAAAAUUAUUUCAUCUAAUAAAAUUGUGGUAAAAAAUGUAUUUUUACCAAAGAUUCGACAUAUGUCAUCUGCCCAGGAUAUUCUCAAAGAUACAGAGAAGCAUUCUUAUGGAAAAUCCGAACGAAACCACUACGAUGUUGUGAUUGUGGGAGGUGGAAUGGUUGGGACAGUCCUGGCGAGUUCUCUUGGGAAUAAUGAACGUCUAUCGGGUCUCCGGAUCCUUCUCCUUGAAGCUGCUCCCAAAUUUCGUGGAUUUGCCGCCCAGAAGUACUCCAAUAGAGUCUCUGCCCUCAAUCACAAUACAAUUGAUUUAUUGAGCACAAUCGGAGCAUGGAAUCACAUCUCGUCAGUGAGGUAUAAGGAGAUUAAGGAGAUGCAAGUGUGGGAUGCAAUGUCGGAUGCAUUUAUUACAUUUAACAAUCAAGAGCAGGAAUUGGCGUAUAUUGUUGAGAAUGACUUGAUUGUUGAUGCAGCACUAAAGACACUCGAGAACAUCCAGAACGUCCGGAUUGAGUACAAUUCGAGCAUUGAGGAAUGCUCCCUACCUGCGGGGAAUGAGAUGCUCACUGCGGUUACCCUGAAGGAUGGGAGGAGAAUAACGUGCAAUCUACUCGUGGGUGCUGAUGGAGCUAAAUCUCUCGUACGGAGGACAAUGAAUGUGAAUACAUUUGAGAUGCCCUACGAUCAAUUUGGCAUUGUGGCUACAUUGGAGGUGGAUACAAGUGAUGGGAAUACAACUGCAUGGCAGAGAUUUCUCCCAACUGGACCAGUUGCACUGCUACCCCUCACAGAGCACCUUAGCUCACUAGUUUGGACAACAGCAUCCGAUGAGGCAAAGAAACUCCUCAAAUUGCAGCCAGAGGAAUUUGUCCGGGAACUCAAUGAAGCCUACCUGAGGAAUUACUGCGACAGUAAUGUGGCCACAGCUCUUGAUUCCCUCAAGAAAUUCAUUCUCCCACCAAGCACCCAAUCUCGGAAGAAUCCGCCAAAAGUAACAAAAGUUCUGGACAAUUCUCGAGCUGCUUUCCCCCUUGGAUUCUCCCAUGCAUCGGCUUAUGCCAAAAAUGGGGUUGUUCUCAUUGGGGAUGCUGCCCACAGAAUUCAUCCCCUCGCUGGACAGGGAGUUAAUUUGGGAUUUGGUGAUGUGAAAUGCCUCACAGAUUGCAUAGACAGUUCUGUGUGCAAUGGAGCACAUCCCGGAGAUUUGGGGUACCUUCUGCGCUACGAGAGAGAAAGACUUUCGCGCAAUGUUCCAAUUAUGGUGGGUACGCAUGGAAUUCAGAAGCUCUACGACACAAAUCUCCUUCCUGUUGUCCUCCUGCGGAGUAUUGGACUACAAGUUACGCAUUCAGUUCCUUUUCUCAAGAAAAUAUUUAUGGAUCGUGCCAUGUACUAAAAGGCUUUCAAGAUACAUUUAGUAUUUCUUUUUUUCAUUAAUAAAAAGGUGUUUGUUUUCUCAAA
Messenger RNA from Lutzomyia longipalpis, 1477 nucleotides. It is a transcript of the gene Coq6, whose product is annotated as ubiquinone biosynthesis monooxygenase COQ6, mitochondrial. Lineage: Eukaryota; Metazoa; Arthropoda; Insecta; Diptera; Psychodidae. The coding region runs from base 9 to 1412 and encodes 467 amino acids. The transcript has a single exon. The record is from RefSeq and is a predicted model, not a curated record. Gene Ontology annotation, biological process: ubiquinone biosynthetic process. Gene Ontology annotation, molecular function: 2-octaprenyl-6-methoxyphenol hydroxylase activity; FAD binding; oxidoreductase activity, acting on paired donors, with incorporation or reduction of molecular oxygen, NAD(P)H as one donor, and incorporation of one atom of oxygen. Gene Ontology annotation, cellular component: mitochondrion.